UCAGACAAAAAAGGAAACACAAUGGGCUUAUCAGCUUCUAAACGAGUCAAAACAACACUCACCAACUCGCCUGAGUUCAACUCUGCCUGUGACUCAGCCUACGCCCACUGUCUCUCUCUAACUCAGAAAGCUUUCCAAGGUGUCCUUCCGUAUCAACUCCUCACAGCCUCUGAUCACAUCCAUGCUACCGUCUCCACCACUCACAAACAACCCCUUAUCGUCAAGUGGGUUCCGUCUCCCCCAACUCGGACCCAAAUCGACUCAGCUCUUCGGAUCGUUGCUCUUCAACAGAACAACAAGAGUGAGGAGGAGUUGAUUCUGGGGCCGGCCCAGUUUAAGGAGUGGGCGGUGGUGCUGUACGCGGGGGCCGCCGUGGGAAAUGCCGGCAAGGCGGUUUUAGCCAGAGUUCCAAUCGGAGUGGCCGGGAUUGUUGGGAUCGGAGCCGUAAUGAGGUCCGGGUUCCAUUUGGUCGGUGCGGCGAUCGGCGUUUACGCGCUAGGGGUUGCUACUUCAAUUUACCUUAGCUUGUCUGGUUGAGUUAAACAAGUAAUGAUAAGAAGAUAGGUGAAGGUGAAGGUGAAGGUAGCUCUCGCAUGCUUGACGUUGAAGAAACCUAAGGGACAAUUCGGGUUGAUAGGCUUAUGUAUAAUAUGAUGUGGAUUUGAUUUGUUUGAAGCUGAAUUCGAAG
This is a messenger RNA of Hevea brasiliensis (rubber tree), 688 nucleotides long. RefSeq lists its product as uncharacterized. Lineage: Eukaryota; Viridiplantae; Streptophyta; Magnoliopsida; Malpighiales; Euphorbiaceae. The transcript is spliced from 2 exons. The record is from RefSeq and is a predicted model, not a curated record. Bases 22 to 537 code for a protein of 171 amino acids.